AUGAAGAAUAUUAUAAUCUUGUGCUUCGUUUGUCUAGUUACUAUAAGUGAUACCAAUUCUUCCUCCGAUGGUAAGGAAAAAUGUGAAGGGAUAUAUGUACGCGAUAAAUUUCACAAAAAAGUCGUUAUAGGAAUGGGAUUGAAUAGGCCUUAUCAAUUGGCUUAUGAUCAUCAUAAUCAUAAAAUUUUCUUCAGCUAUAACAUCGGUAAAGAUGAUGAAGAUUCAUUUCAAAUUGGAUUCCUAGAAAAAGGUCACAUAAAACAUAAAGUUUUAAAAGAAGUAGAAAACGGAUUUGCGAUUGCGAUCAAUAACAAUGAUAACGUUGUUUAUUUCGGCGGUAGUGAUGGAAUAUACAAACAACAUCUUAAAAGUAAUGAUAGUGUCAUAGAAAAAAUCUUAAGCCAUCAAAACAUUUGGGAUAUGUUCUUCAAACAUCAUCUAUAUUUUAUCGCAUAUCCCUCGCAGAAAUUAUAUAAGUACGAACACCGUCAAAACAAAACAAUACCUGAACAUCAAAAAAUCAUUCAUGAAAAAAUAUUUCAAUUUGCAAUUGAUGGAGAUGAAGAUAAGUUUUUUACAAAUGAAACCGGCUUGUACAGGAUUAAAAACAGUACCGAUCAUCGAAUUUUUUACGAAGGACCUAAAGUAUAUCGAGCUAUCGAAAUAGAUAACAAAGGUGUACCCCAUUUUAGUGGUCAGAAUGGAAUUUUCGUCGUGAAUAAAAAAAAUGAUACACUGGAAAAAAUUGCACAUGUUAAAAAUAUAUUUGGUUUAGCGUUCGAUAAUGAUAACAAUAUUGUUUACUCGGACCCACAUGAAAUAGUUAAAUUAUUGCCAGAGGAUUGUUAAGCUACGCUGUUUUAAAUAAAAUCAGUUAUUAAUUCUGUGUAACAAAAGAUGUUAACAAAUCAAUUAAUAUUUUUAAAAUUAAUCAGUAAAUGACAUUUAA
Messenger RNA from Melitaea cinxia (Glanville fritillary), 949 nucleotides. Its product is annotated as ommochrome-binding protein-like. Bases 1 to 849 code for a protein of 282 amino acids. Lineage: Eukaryota; Metazoa; Arthropoda; Insecta; Lepidoptera; Nymphalidae. Gene Ontology annotation, molecular function: protein binding. The record is from RefSeq and is a predicted model, not a curated record. The transcript has a single exon.